UCCUACAAACAUCAUACUUGAAGAAGGAAUUGCGCGUGCGCACUGGAAUGUUACGUUCGUCUUGAAAAUGGCUGGAACGUUUGCUGUGGCUGGGGAAGUGUUUGUAGAUGCUUUGCCUUAUUUUGAUCAGGGAUACGAUGGUGCUGGAAUCAGAGAGGCGGCUGCUGCCUUGGUGGAAGAGGAGACGAGAAGAUACCGACCCACCAAAAACUACUUGAGCUACCUGCCAACCCCUGAUUUUGCUACUUUCGAAACAGAGAUAAUGCGGAAUGAGUUUGAGAGACUUGCAGCACGUCAGCCCAUGGAACUGUUAAGCAUGAAAAGAUAUGAACUCCCAGCUCCUUCAUCUGGACAGAAGAAUGACAUCACUGCUUGGCAAGAGUGUGUCAAUAACUCCAUGGCCCAGCUCGAGCAUCAGGCUGUUCGUAUUGAGAAUUUAGAUCUCAUGGGACAGUAUGGAACUAAUGCCUGGAAAGCUUAUAAUGAUAACCUGGCCUUUAUGAUUGAAACGGCUCAAAAGGAGUUACAGAAAUUAAGAAAACAGGUUCAGGAUCUCAACUGGCAAAGAAAGAAUGACCAGCUUGCUGGAGGUGGUAAACUCCGAGAACUGGAGUCAAAUUGGGUGUCUUUGGUGAGCAAAAACUACGAGAUUGAACGGGCCAUCGUGCAGCUGGAAAAUGAGGUGGGGCAGCUUAAACAACAGCAGGGAGACGAGAACAAGGAGAAUAUUCGCCAGGACUACUAGAACCGGGAAGCAUUUUCGACUGGAGGAUCUAGAGGCUGGCAUGUUCACUGGGAUGGCCAUCAGCAGAGUACAUACUCACCUCUGGAGCACAGGAAGGACAGAGCUGGACCUUUUUCUAUUUGAAGCUGACUAAACUUGGUCAAGAUUGUUUUUUCAUUCAGAGCAUGUUUGUAGGGGGUCCCUGUACAAAAUAGUGUCCAGUCUUUCUAAAUCAUUUUGUUGUCUACUGAAGACAGUACUGAUUAUCCAGACGUUUUGUGAGGCAAAGCUGAAGCUUAUGGCUUGUGGAUAUUUGCAAGGGACCUUCACCGAACAUUUUUUUUUUUUUUUUACAAUUAGUGUUGUAAAUGGUAACUCUCAAAUUGUCACAAUCGGUGGGUGUAAUAAUUAACCAUAAAUGUCACUGCUUUGUCUCUUGUACAGAAAAAAAAACAAUUUUCAUUCUUUUUUUUAAGUAAGUGGAAUAGUUUUAUUUUAUACAUCAUUGCAAUAAAAGUGUGACGUCGGUUGACCUGGCUUGUAUUCUA
This is a messenger RNA of Clupea harengus (Atlantic herring), 1272 nucleotides long. It is a transcript of the gene bcas2, whose product is annotated as BCAS2 pre-mRNA processing factor. Gene Ontology annotation, cellular component: Prp19 complex; precatalytic spliceosome; catalytic step 2 spliceosome. Gene Ontology annotation, biological process: mRNA processing. Lineage: Eukaryota; Metazoa; Chordata; Actinopteri; Clupeiformes; Clupeidae. The record is from RefSeq and is a predicted model, not a curated record.